AUGGACCCAUCAUCGCAAUUCAAGCACGUUGUGAACGGGCAAGUCUUCGGUUCGUCGAAAGAGGUGACUUCGGCUAUUAAGCAAUCCUUUUUGCGCGAUCUCCGAGGUUGUUCGAGCACCGGUGGAGGUGGCUACUCCAAGAUCUUCCGCUGCGCAGGGCGCAAAUACGACGCCAAAAGAAAGAAGGAGGUCGGUUGCCUCGCUCGAGUUCGUGCGACGAAGUCCAGGCGAAAAAAUCUCGAGAUGUGGAAAAUUACCGAGGCCCGUAACGUGCACAACAACUGUACGGGCGAGCAGGAGAACGCCAGUCUUUCAGCUGUCGACGAGAUGAUCGCAACCUUAGUCAGAGCCACCCCUUCCAUCACCGGGCCCGCGAUCGCCAAGAUGCUCAAAGACGGGUCAGGCAUCAGCGUCCACCCGCGCACCGCACUUCGAGCGAAGGCCAAGGCAUUGGGAAGGACGGGCAGCGGCAGCACGGAGGGAUUCACGGUGCUCACAUCUCUUCUCGAGCAGCUCGACGCGAGCGACAAUACCGUCAAGACCGAGUGGGACGCCAACAACCGCUUUGCGCGCUGCUUCGUAAUGCCUGGCGGGGCCGCCAAGGUGGCUGCCAAGAGUCCGAACAAGGCGUUUUGCUUAGACGGGGCACAUCUGCGGGGCUCGUGGAACGGUGUCAUCCUGACGAUCACCACUACGGACGCCAACAACAGCAUCAACCUGUGCGCGUUCGCGGUGGUCCGCGAGGAGAACGCAAAGUCCUACGAGUACUUGCUUGGGAAGGCUAUGGGCAGCAAGCGGAUGAAGAAGUUUCUGAACGCGACAGCGACGACCUGCUUCACUGACAAUGACAAGGGUGCCGAUGCCGCCAUGAACAAGCUCGCCCCGCUGACGGAGGUUCGGCACUGCCUAGAGCACAUCCUCAGAAGUUGCCGCAUAUGGGCCAAGCACGGCAAGGCACACGCGUAUAAAGCCGCAAAGAGUUCAACAGAGCCGGAAUUCCUCGCCUGCAUGGAACGCUUAUACGAUAUUUCACCGACUGCGCACGACAAAUUGGAUGCCAUCCCUCACGAGCGCUGGGCGUACUACGCAGGCCGGCAGAAUGUGUGCUGGCUCCAGGUCAACAGCAACCCGGCGGAGUCCAUGAACAAGACGCUCCUGGAGCUUCGAGGGAAGCCCAUUUUCGAUUUGGUGCACGGCUGCAUCAUGCUGAUCGCCAAGCGGCUCUUCGACGCCAGUGAGCUCAAGAAGGAUGACGAAAGCCAGGCGCACACCCCAUUUGCGACGGCCCAGUUCGACGAGGCAUCUCGGACCUCUCGCAAGCAUAAUGCCUCACCUCUCGGCGGUGGCAAGUGGUUUGUAACGGACACCAAGACAGGCGCCACACAUGGGCACAAGGUGUCCAUCAAAUGGACCUCCGGCCAAUCCAGAGGCCCUCCCGAGAUGGACUGCACCUGCGGCGUCCCAAAGAAGAUGCAGCUGCCAUGCAGCCACUUGUUGGCAGUGGCGAAAGCCCAAAAGAAGACAAAGCGGACCCUCUCACUGAUCAACAAGAACUUCGAGAUGCAGACAUACCGCGAUCUGGCCUCUGCUCACCCGGUGGAUCUGCCAGCAUGGAGCUCGCUCGAGAAGGACUCGAGCAAGAAGGGACCGAAGAUGGUAAAGCGCCCCCGUGCAAAGGCUCCAACUCCAACCAGGCGCAUCCUUAAACGCAUCAGGUCGAAGGGAGAAGAGCCAGCUCGCAGGAAGAAGAGGACCAGAACAAGAAAGUGAUGACCGGCGUGCUCACGCCCGAGAUGCAGUAGACUAUAGCUCUGGAUUUGUGUCUGACUCCGACCAAAUCUCUGAAGAACUUGGCAUGGGCGCGUCGGCCGGUAAUUGGUCGUGAGCCGAUACACCCUCUUUGAUGCCUUUAACACAGGGUUAUACCGCUGGCGUGAUGCAUCGUGUUAAGACUUUGCCCGGAGUUUCGUGUCGAGUUCGUUUGGGACGGCUUGAACGUGCUGUGUCGUGUUGACUACUUGUUUCAAGGCGCGUGGACUGACGCGUUGGAGACCUUGCAAUUUACUGUUUGAGUGCAUAGUCCAGACUAUAUUCAUCCGGGAAAUAAAGCAUUCAGAAUCAAAGGGUGGGCUACAUUGGCUGCGUAAUAUUGACUGGAGUA
This is a messenger RNA of Ectocarpus sp. CCAP 1310/34, 2161 nucleotides long. NCBI's taxonomy places the organism in Eukaryota, Phaeophyceae, Ectocarpales, Ectocarpaceae. The record is from the annotation of a GenBank genome assembly.